AUGACGACAGACCUCGAAUCAAGCAUCACAACGCAUCAUCUGACUGUUCCACCUCCAUCGACGGCAGGCGAAUCCUCUUCAAUCCCGACAUUCCAUUUCCACCUGACGAGAUUGAAAGGGACCUUGAUGAUUUGGAUUGGAACGACAACAUCGCAGCGUAUAGGCGAGGAGGUAGAUGAGCCUGAGUCAGGAGCCGGAAGCUCCUCGAAUAUGGAAAGGAGGCUGGCCAGUGAUUGGGCCGUGGCCAUGCCUUCGCGAGGGACUAUUCCGGUAUCCUCUACGUCAAUCUACCAGACAUCUACGACCUCCAUCGCGGUAUCCAUGUCUCAAAGACUGGCUCCUGCUCCUCUCAUCAUGCACGUUACCUCCGCUGAGACCUCCCUCUUAGCUCGCAAGUACCCACCCCAUCAGAUCCACCUCUCCCUAUCGCUUCCUCCCGGCUUGACAGCUUCUUCAGGAACAUCGGUCGAUCCAAUGGCCAGUCGGAUAUUGCUGUUGAUGGAGAAAAAGCUGUGUCUGUGGUUAGACGGGGUAUUGUGA
Kockovaella imperatae is the source of this 540-nucleotide messenger RNA. RefSeq lists its product as hypothetical. The transcript is spliced from 3 exons. Gene Ontology annotation, biological process: proteasome assembly. NCBI's taxonomy places the organism in Eukaryota, Fungi, Basidiomycota, Tremellomycetes, Tremellales, Cuniculitremaceae. The record is from RefSeq and is a predicted model, not a curated record. Bases 1 to 540 code for a protein of 179 amino acids.